Jaminaea rosea is the source of this 1742-nucleotide messenger RNA. RefSeq lists its product as hypothetical. The transcript is spliced from 2 exons. Lineage: Eukaryota; Fungi; Basidiomycota; Exobasidiomycetes; Microstromatales. Gene Ontology annotation, cellular component: vacuolar membrane. Gene Ontology annotation, biological process: amino acid transmembrane transport. Gene Ontology annotation, molecular function: amino acid transmembrane transporter activity. The coding region runs from base 173 to 1636 and encodes 487 amino acids. The record is from RefSeq and is a predicted model, not a curated record.
AUACGACAGUCAGUCGAGACAAGCCGCAUUCCAAAAGAUAUAAGGAGAGCAAUUCAAGACGGGGCCUUAGGAUCAUCCCUCAUCUCUUCAGAGACCAUCGAACAGCCCUCAAGGCCUUCACUACCACCACUCCUUUUCAAGAACAACAACUACAUCCAUCCAACCCCCACUUAUGCAAAUGUCCCACUCCGACGCCCCCUCUGAGAAGGAUAUGCAGGUCAAGGGCGAUCACAUGGUCACCGACGAGGAGCUGGCGCCCGUCGUUUCGAGGGCGCCUACCCAAGUCUCCCAGGUCUUCUCGACCGACACCGUAGAUGGACCUGACAUGCGUGGUGUCUCAUGGUUCGGUGCAGCAUGCUUGCUCUUCAAGGUACAAUUCGGUCUUGGUGUCCUCGGUCUGCCCAAGACCUUCGACGCACUCGGCUUCGUCCCUGGCAUGAUCAUCUUGCUCCUCCUCUGCGUUGUCUCGACUUGGACCGGUCUCUUCAUCGGCAAAUUCCGUGAACGCCACCCGGAUGUUCACUCGGCUGGUGACGCUGCUGGUGUCCUCCUCGGUCGAUGGGGUCUCGAGCUCGGUGGACUUGGUCUCUGGCUCUACUACACGAUUGGAUACGGUGGUACGAUUCUCACCUUCUCCAUUGGCAUGAACAUCAUCACCGGCCAUGCCAUCUGCACUCUUGGCUGGCUCGGCAUCGGCGCUGCCAUUGCUGUCAUUGGUGGCAUGUUCACUCGUACUUUCAAGCUCAUGCAGUACAUGAGCUACGCCGCCUGCGCCUCGAUCGGUAUCGCCGUUUGGAUCGUCGCCAUCGCUGCCCUCGCUCAGGACCAGCCCGCCGACGCACCCGCUGGUGAGACGAUCAACAAGGACAUCCAGGCCAUCAAGAGCGCUGGCUUCAGCGUCGCCCUCUCUGCCAUCUCCACUCAGGUCUUCUCCCUCGCCGGUCACGCCGGAUUCUUCUCCAUCCACGCCGAGAUGCGUCACCAGCACGAGUACAGGAAGGCUUUCCUCACUUGCCAGGCCGCCGUCUGCGCCAACUACAUCAUCAUCCCCUGCAUCCUCUACGGCAAGGUUGGCCAGUACAUUGCCUCGCCCGCCCUCCGAUCCGCCGGCACUCUCAUCGCCCAGAUUGCCUACGGUAUUGCCCUCCCCGCUCUCGUCUUCUCGACCUUCUUCCAGGCUCACUUCUCGGCCAAGUACGCCUUUGUCCGCUGCCUCCGUGGUACCAAGCACUUGCAGUCAAACACUGCCGUCCACUGGAUCACUUGGCUCGCCAUGAUGGGACUUGUCCUCGUCGUCGGUUUCAUCAUCGCCACCGUCGUGCCCUUCUUCGGUGACCUCAUCUCUCUCUCGGGUGCUCUGCUGGGCUCUACUUUCACCCUCACCCUUCCUGGCGCCCUCAUGAUCUACGAGAAGUCCAAGGACUACGAUGGCUUCAAGGGCUACCUCGCCGCUCUCAGGCCCGGCAACGGGCCCCUGCGCCGAACCAUCUACUGCUGGGCAGCUGCGCUCACGUUCAUCGGCGGCCUCUUCGUCACCGUUGGCGGCGUCUACGCUACUAUUGACUCGAUCAUCCAGUCCUACGCAAACGGCACCGUCGGCUCUGCCUUCUCGUGCGCCGACAACUCUGGCAACUAAGCUACUUCCAUUCCCUCGCAAUCGGUCAAUCCUUUGCUUCUCGUCAUUGUCUCAAUAACUCUUGUAUUCUAGAUCAACCUACCCUCACGUCUCAUUACGAAUCGCA